GUGAGAAACGAAAACUGUCCAAAAAGACUACGGGCACACCGCGGCUAACAGGAGGCUUCAGGAGGAGAGCCGGCUGCUCGUUGUUGUCGGCCCGGCCGUCGCGGAGUGUCAACAAACGAUAGGGGCAGGGGGCAGGAUUGGCGAGCAGCUGAGGGAGGAACGCGGCGGGUAUUGUUGUUGCCAACCUGCGGAUGUCGAGGAACGAAACGAACUUUUCUAAAAUAAAAAUAUUACACCGACAUUAGGGAAUAUGUAAAGUUUUAAUCACUGAAAUAUACAUUAUGUUCAACUUCAAGUAAAAUUUCUUGCGUUAUUAUGUUUGAAAGAGAUGUGAUAUCAAAUUUUAAGGUUGGUCUGACUUUGUUUUGCCAUCUUGCCCACCGCCAUUCUGUGUUUGUGUGAUAUUUUUCUCGCUCAUUCAAAAGUUCGACCACGGUGCCAGGUAAGUGGCAGGACAACAGAAAUCCACUUUAACUGCGUUGUGAGUUUUGUUAAUUCCGGUUGAAUGACACAGGGAGAGGUUAUUAUGGCGCCACGACAGCCGUAUGCCCUCAUUUUUUCGAAUGACCCCCCUGCCGCUGAUAUUGCCCGUAAGGAUUUAAUUGUACUUGGCCCGUUCGAGAAAGGAGCCGAGUGUCGGUUCAAAUGGGCGGAUCCGAAACUUCAGCCAAAAAAGGACAAGGACAAAAGUAAGCCGAAGCCCCCGCCAGUGUAUGUGGAGGUAGAAGGCCGGAUUAUUGAAACUGGUACGAAAGUUAAUUUGUCAAAGCUGCAAGUAAGUGAUCAUGGUGAAAUUGUUGAAUCUGGUGGAGUGGGCACGAAGGCUCAAGAGAUUAAAAGACUAACUACCCUUCAAAACAAUGCGGAAGUGAACCAUCUCCAGGAUGUAGCAGAGGAAAUGCUGAGUAAUGGACCAGCUGCAACAUACCAGAGAGUUCCUGUUGUAUCAAGACUUCCAAAGAAAAGAAGUGCCGCUGCUAAAAAGAAAAUUAAGUCAGACCUGUAUAGGCUUCCAUGCCUUAAACCACACAGCAAUAGGGUUCAUAGUGAGAUCAGAAACUUGUGUGCCACCAUUGACGAUCCAGGUACUCCCGCAAAACGGCGAAGGGUAGAAACCACCCCCGCCGGGCUCGGGUAUGAUAAGUACCUGGAAGUAUCAGAUGUGGACGACGUAGCUGAUGAACUAGAGAGGUAUCUGCAUGAGCCGAUUUAG
This is a messenger RNA of Frankliniella occidentalis (western flower thrips), 1213 nucleotides long. RefSeq lists its product as uncharacterized. The coding region runs from base 506 to 1213 and encodes 235 amino acids. The record is from RefSeq and is a predicted model, not a curated record. Lineage: Eukaryota; Metazoa; Arthropoda; Insecta; Thysanoptera; Thripidae. The transcript is spliced from 4 exons.